AAUGACAGGCCUGUGCCACUGUCCCUGGCAAAAAGGACACUUUUGAAAGCAUUUGUUUUUAUUUGUGAAUAUUAUACUUGAGGGGAAAGAAUAAUCACUUAACACUUCCUUGUGUUUGGUCAAAAUAACUGCUUUAAAGGGAAUAAGGAGGUUGUUGAUAGAUCCCAGGGAUAUGGAGUCCUGGGCUUCAUCAAUAGAGUAUAACUGCUCCCUUUUCUGAUAGUCCAUGAUGUAGAGUCACCCCAGUCGUGUAGUCACGUAAGCACACAGGGUAAUACUGAUGUAGGGACAAAGGAGGCAAGGCACUGAAGAUAGCCAGAAACAGUUUUAUCUGGCUGCAGCCAGUCUCAGAGGGCACAGCUUUUGCUGUAAUCAAUCAAUCAAUCCCCUGAACCCUGAGUUCAGGUGGUUUUAGGAUUUUAUACUCAUCAUGUAAGGGGAGGGGCUCAGAAGUUCACAUUGUAAUACGGAGACUCUCAAAUAACUCUCAGAUCACACAGUCUCAUUCAAAUUAAGCCUUUAUUGCUGGCUCUUGGCAGACACUCUGCUCUCAAAAGAAUGAGAUGAUCAGAGUGGUGCCCCUGCCUUCAGUUGGCUCCAUAUUUAAGCACAAAAACGACAAAAGGGACAUUUGGGGUUCAGGCAAUGCAAACAAGGCUGAAAGUUGCAGUCAGUUAUUCUCCAGUUGGCACCAUAGAUCAUUCUGUGUUCUUGGGGGAUUUUCAUGAAUACAAACUGCCCCAGUCAUGACUUUUUGUGUGUCCUGGCUAAGUUUACAAAAUGGUGUUGCCAUAGUUAAGUUGUCACAUCACACAUAAAAACAGCUUUUUCUUUCUCUGUUCUGACCAAGUUAAGCCUUCAAGGACAGCACCUGAGAAGGGGAGAGCUUCUUCUCCCCUUUCUUUCCUCCCCCACCAGCUGUUUCCAUGAAGCCUAGUUGAUCUCAGUGACCUUUGAGGAUGUGGCUGUGAACUUCACCCAGGAGGAGUGGGCUUUGCUGGAUCCUUCCCAGAAGAAUAUUUACAGAGAUGUGAUGCAGGAAGUCUUCAGAAACCUGUCUUCUAUAGGAAACAAGUGGGAAGACAAGACCACUGAAGUUCAGAUUGAAAACUCUGGGAACAAUGUAAGGCAGAUCACAUCUCACUCUGGACACAAAUACUACAAGCAUGAGGAAUGUGAAGAGAAGCCAUGUGAAGUUAAACAUUAUAAGAGAUCUCUGGUUUCUCUCAGAAGUGUUUACACACAAAUGUUAAUACAAACUGGAGAUGGACCUUAUGGAUGUACAGUACGUGGGAAAGUCAUCAGUCAUUCCAGUGACAUUCAAAGGCAUGAAGAUACUCAUACUGGGUGGCAACCCUAUGAAUAUCAGCAAUGUGGUGAAGCCUCGUCUUCUCCCACAGGUGUUCCAAGACACAUGAGAACACACAGUGAACAUAAACGUUUUCAAUGUGAGGUAUGUGGGAAAGCCUUUUGUUUCUCCUCUUUAUUAAGAAGACAUGAAAGAACUCAUGCUGGAGAGAAAGUGUAUGAAUGUAAACGAGGUGGUCAGACCUGUAUUUCAUACACAAGUCUUCAAAGGCACAGGAUCACACACAUGGGGAAUGAAUGUUUCAAAUGUAAGGUAUGUGGGAAAGACUUUGCUUAUCCCAGUUUACUUAGAAUACAUCAGAGAAUGCAUACUGGAGAGAAGCCCUAUGAAUGUAAGCAGUGUGGAAAAGCCUUCACUCAGUCUUCUAACCUUCACUCACAUGAAAAAAUUCAUACUGGAGAGAAGCCCUAUGAAUGUAAGCAGUGUGGCAAAGCCUUUGCUACAUCUCAUCAGCUUCAUAUACAUGGAAGAAUACAUACCAGAGAAAAGCCCUAUGAAUGUCAACAGUGUGGAAAAGCCUUUACUACUGCCUCUGGCCUUCAGAUACAUGAACGAACUCAUACUGGAGAAAAGCCAUAUGAAUGUAAGCAGUGUGGGAAAGCCUUCACUCAGUCCUCUAACCUUCACUCACAUGAAAAAACUCAUACUGGAGAGAAGCCCUAUGCAUGUAAGCAGUGUGGCAAAGCAUUUGCUACAUCCACUAAGCUUCACAGACAUGGAAGAACACAUAUUGGAGAGAAGCCCUAUGAAUGUAAGCAGUGUGGAAAAGCCUUUUCUACAUCCAGUUCUCUUCAGAUUCAUAGAAGAAUGCAUACUGGAGAAAAGCCCUAUGAAUGUAAGCAGUGUGGCAAAGCCUUUGCUACAUUCAGUUACCUUCAGUCACAUGAAAAAACUCAUACUGGGGAGAAGCCCUAUAAAUGUGAGCAGUGUGGAAAAGCCUUUUCUACAUCUAGUAACCUUCAGAUUCAUGGAAGAAGACAUACUAGAGAGAAAUCCUCUGAAUGUCAACAAUGUGGAAAAUUCUUCACUACUGCCUCUGGCCUUCAGAUACAUGAACGAACUCAUACUGGAGAGAAGCCAUAUGAAUGUAAGCAGUGUGGGAAAGCCUUCACUCAGUCCUCUAACCUUCACUCACAUGAAAAAACUCAUACUGGAGCGAAGCCCUAUGAAUGUAAGCAAUGUGGCAAAGCCUUUACUACACCCAGUUCCCUUCGGAUUCAUGGAAGAAUGCACACUGGAGAGAAGCCCUAUGCAUGUAAGCAGUGUGGCAAAGCCUUUGCGAGAUCCAGUCACCUUCACUCACAUGUAAAAACUCAUACUGGACAGAAGCCUUAUGAUUGUAAGCAGUGUGGCAAAGCCUUUUCUAGAUCCAGUUACCUUCAGAUUCAUGGAAGAAUGCACACUGGAGAGAAGCCCUAUGAAUGUAAGCAGUGUGGCAAAGCCUUUGCUACAUCCCCUCAGCUUCACAGACAUGGAAGAAUACAUACCAGAGAAAAGCGCUAUGAAUAACAACAAUGUGGAAAAGCUUUUGCCACAUCCUGUCUGCUUCACACAUGUGAAAGAACAGAUACUGCAGAGAAAUCGUAUGCAUGUAAACAAUUGGUAAACAUUUCUGUUAUUACUGUUUCACUCAUAUACAUGUGGGAAGUUACUGGAGAAAAAAUCCUUUGAAUGUAAAACCUGGUAAAUCAAUAUUUCAUGUCAUCCUCAAAGACAAGGAAGGACUCACACUGCUGAAAAUGUGUGCGUGCAUGUGUGUGUGUGUGUGUGUGUGUGAGAGAGAGAGAGAGAGAGAGAGAGAGAGAGAGAGAGACAGACAGACAGACAGACACUGGGGAUUUAUUCUGGUUGUGCUCUACCACUUAGCUACAUUCCACUUACUUUUUAUUUUGAGACAGGGACUUGUUGCAUUUCUUCGGGUCUUCCAAAGGUGCUGAGGCUAGCCUCCAACAUUGAUCCUUCAGAAUUAGCUGCUCAAGUCUCAGGAAUUAAAGGCAUACUCCACCACUUCCAACUGAGUAACUCUUUAAAUGUAUAAAAUUAUCACAAAUCAUUCCAUUUUUCCCUAUUGCCUUCAAAGGCAUUUCAUUCCAAUUGAAAAACAAACCCUCUGAAUGUAAGCAGUGUGGCAACACCUUUGCUACAUCACAUCAGCUUCAUAAACAUGGAAGACUACAUACCAGAGGAAAGCCCUGGAAUACAUACCAGAAUACAUACCAGAGAAAAGCUACAUCCUGUCAGCUUCCCAUCCAGCCCUGUUUUUCUUCUCAUAUAUGAAAACACAGAGAGAAGCCCUGUGAGUGUGAGAAAUGUGGGAAAUCUAGUUUUUUCAGUCUUUUACUAAGGACUCAGAAGACUCUUUUGGAAUAAAAAGAAUAAAUCAUAUGCAAAAAAAGAAAUAUAAGUAGUUGAGCUGUUCUAGUUUUGUUCAGUUGUAUGAAAGGACUCAUACUGUAGAAAAUGCUGAGGAUAAGCCAUGUGAGAUAGUAUUCAGCUUUCAGAGUUUUCUUCAAAGACAUAAAAAAUUCACAUCUGGGAAGAUCCUUUUUCUCUCUUUCAAAAUUGUAGUAAGACUUUCAACUUUCCAGGUCCCUUCGAACAGCAUUUAAGAAAUCACACUGGAGAAAAGCCCUGUAUGUAGAAAUGUGGUAGGACCUUUGCUUGUUUCAGAUCCAUUUGAACUUGUUCAGACUUGAGGAUAUUUUUAUUUUAUUUCAUUUUAUUUAUUUAUUUUGAGAAAAAAACUGUAGGUGUGUGAAAAAGUUUGUGCCUUCAUUUCUUUUUUUUAUCUAUUCAGAGGAAACAAAAAUGCACCCUGGGUUGAAGAGGAGCAUUGUAUCAGCAUGAAGAUUUUAAAACAACAUGUUUUUCUCGGUUAAAUCUCUCUUAUUUUUAGAUUCCAUUUUCCUGUAUUUUAAAUCUUUUGUGUCUAAUGUUUCAUUACAUAUUCUGUAUGUUAGUUUAGGCCUCUCCACUCCAGCCUUUGCUACAGAUUGGUGAAAUGUCUCUUCUGAACUUCUUUCCUCUCUGUCUUUGUUCACAUUUCACCCAGGAGUGCUCCACCACUGAGUUUCUCCACAGUCCUUUUAAUUGUUGUUUUUUGAGAUGGAGAGAGGCUGGCAGCUGGGACCAUAAGGAUGUGUCUGUGUAACCUGAAGCUGUCCUCUUUCUUUUCCUUGAUUGCUUAUUGAGCUGUUGAUGAUUCUGGGACCCCACUCUUGUCACUUGUGCUUGUU
Molecule: messenger RNA, 4605 nt
Organism: Marmota monax (woodchuck)
Lineage: Eukaryota; Metazoa; Chordata; Mammalia; Rodentia; Sciuridae
Product: zinc finger protein 14-like
Exons: 4
Coding region: 1034-2878 (614 amino acids)
Biological process (GO): regulation of transcription by RNA polymerase II
Molecular function (GO): DNA-binding transcription factor activity; RNA polymerase II cis-regulatory region sequence-specific DNA binding
Source: RefSeq, a predicted model, not a curated record